AUGACCCCGGAAAGCAAUGGAUCCUUCGAAAACUGCACCAAUUCAACAACGUCACUCCCGGCCCAGGACGGCACCUACAUGGCCGAAAUCCAAACCAACGAUUUAGACAACAUGCAAUGUAAGCUUUGAUGGUUUUUUUGGUAGUUGAGAAAAUUAGGGAAUUCUUCAGAUUGUUGUCACUUGUUUUUUUUGGUGGUAUUUAUUUUUUAUAUGAUCUAUUUUUUCAGAAACCCAGCUCUCGAAUCAGUGAAUCUUUGGAACGCAUUUCCCGACCCUACUUUCAAUGUCCCAAUUCCGGCCCAGGACGGCACCUACAUGGCCGAGACCUUCACCAACGAUUUAGACAACAUGGAAUGUAAGUUUUGAUGGGUUUUUAUAGUUGGGGAUAUUAGGGAACUCUUCACAAGGGAAUGGACUUUAUGUGUAAAUCGAUUUUGGCUUGAGACAUCGUCAGAUCGAAAGGUGUGUGGUAGUCGAUUAUUCACUUGGGGGGAAAUCUCUGCGCGGGCUUCAAAGCCGAGAAAAUCGGCUUCAAAGUUUGGGCGAAAAUCAAAGGGUAGGAUCCCGGAAAAGUAGCGUUAAAAAGUGUGAAGCAGUGGCCGAGUGGUCAGUGCGCUCGCUUUUUACGCAAAAUGUUGCAGGUUCGAGUCUUUCCAAGCUCAAACCAUCAUUUAUCGUUUUUACUUUUGCUUUCUUCAUGCUAAUCCGGCUGUACAUUUAAAAAAGGGGUAUAGGUAAAAUUGUCUAAAAAAGUUAUGAAUGGAAGCAGAUUCGAGCUCGCGACCUUUUGCGCAAAAAGCGACCACUCGGCCACUGCUUCACACUUUCUAUCGCUCCUUUUCCGGGAUCCUACCCUUUGAUUUUCGUCCAAACUUUGAAGCCGAUUUUCUCGGCUUUGAAGCCCGCGCAGAGAUUUCCCCCCAAGUGAAUAAUCGACUACCACACACCUUUCGAUCUGACGAUGUCUCAAGCCAAAAUCGAUUUACACAUAAAGUCCAUUCCCCUGUCAGAUUGUUGUCACUUGUUUUUUGAUGGUUCUUCAAUUGAUUUCUGUAUUUUCAGAUAUUGCUCCAAGAUUUCUUCACUGCUUUUCGGAUUUAAAAUAAAAAAAAAAGAAAAAAAUAAAAAAAAUAAAAAAAUAAAAAAAAGAAAAAAAAUAAAAAAAAGAAAAAAAUAAAGAAAAAAAAAUAAAAAGAUAAGAAAAAAUAAAAAAAAGAGAAAAAAAAGUAAGAAAAUAAAAAAAAAAUUUUUUUUAAGUACCCCGUAUCCUUCUCCUCUAAAUUUUACUCGCCUAACUUACUGCCCAUUUGUAUCAAUGUAAGUUGUUAUUUCGUUCUUGAAUUUAUCCUGGAUUUUUAUUAAAUUAUAUGAUCUAUUUUUUCAGAAACCCAGCUCUCAAAUCAGUGAAUCUUUGGAACGCAUUUCCCGACCCUACUUUCAGUGUCCCAAUUCCGGCCCAGGACGGCACCUACAUGGCCGAGACCUUAACCAACGAUUUAGACAACAUGGAAUGUAAGUUUUGAUGGUUUUUUGUAGUUGAGGAUAUUAGGGAACUGUUCGGAUUGUUGUCACUGGUUUUGGUGGUUCUGCAAUUGAUUAUUUUAUUUUCAGAUGUUGCUCCAAUGUUUCACUGCCCUACCCCAAAUGUUUACCACCCAUUUUUCGCUAUGUAAGUUGUUUCACCCUUGAUUUUUGCCUGCUUUUUCUCAAACUACAUGAUAUAUAUUUUCAGAAACCUAAACAUCACCUUCACUCCCGCCACACCCCUUUCCAUUCGCAACACCCAUUCUUCCCUCCCACUCGCACCACUAUCCUCCCCCAUCACACUCUCUUCAGGAUGUAAGUUUUGUGGUUUAUUAGUAGUUGAGGAAAUUAUAGUGAGGGACCUGAUCCGAUGGCAAAAAACGUCUCCUUUUGCAUCCCGGAAGGGGCCAAAAUGACCCCAAACCAUUCCCUUCUGUAAGCUGAAAAACUCCGUUUUGAAAAGCGCGCCCUUUUCUUCAAGGAGGACUCUUCAAUGCGGGGUUUUUUAGCUUAGAGAAGGGGAGGGUUUGGAGACAUUUUGGUGCCUUUCGGGAUGCAAAAUGAGACGUUUUUUGCCAUUGGAUCCGGUCCCUCACUGUACAGAUGGCUUGAGAUUAUUGUCAAUUCUUUUUUGAGUGUUCUUCAAUUUAUUCUUUUAAUUUGCAGAUAUCCCCAAGCCCCAUGCAACGGAUACCUUUAAAAAAGAAAAAAUUAGUAAAAAAAGAAAAAAAUUAAAUAAAAAAUAUACAAUAAAAAAAAUAACAAUAAAAAAUAAAGGAGAAAAAAGAAAAAAUAGAAAAAGAAAAAAAAAAAAAAAAUAAAAAAAAUAUAAAAAAUAAUUUUGUUUAAAGUGACUCUUAUUUUUCUCUUGUAAAAUGUGAUUCGCCUAUUAGUUUACGACCCCUUUGUAAUAAUGUAAGUUGUCAUUUAGUUCUUGAAUUUAUCCUGGAUUUUUCUUAAAUUAUAUGAUCUAUAUUUUCAGAAACUCAGUUCUCAAACCAGUGGAUCUUUGGAGCACAUUUCCCGACCGCUACUUUCAAUGCCUCAACUUCGGCCCAGGACGGCACCAUGGCCGAGACUCAAACCAACGUCAGAAACAACAUGGAAUGUAAGUUUUGAUGGCUUUUUUUGGUAGUUGAGGAAAUAUUAGGGAAUUCUGCUUGAGAUUGUUGUCACUUGUUUUUUUAGUUGUUUUUCAAUUUAAUAUUUUUUUGUUUUCAGAUAUUGCUCCAAGAUUUCACUGCUCUACCCCAAAUGUUUACGACCCAUUUUUCACUAUGUAAGUUGUUUCACCCUUGAUUUUAGCCUGCUAUUUCUCAAACUAUAUGGUAUAUAUUUUCAGGAAUCUAAACAUCACCUUCACUCUCGCCACACCCCGUUCCAUUUGCAACACCCAUCCUCCCCUCCCACUCGCACCGCACCCCUCCUCCGUUCCACUCCCACCACACUCCUCCCCCAUCACACUCUCUUCAGAAUGUAAGUUUCAUCGUUUAUUAGUAGUUGAGGAAAUUACAGAUGGCUUGAGAUUAUUGUCAACUCCUUUUCGAGGGUUCUUCAAUUUAUUCUUUUUAUUUGCAGAGAUCUCCAAGUCCCAUGCAACGGAUACCUUUAAAAAAUCGAAAAAAAUAAAAAAAAGUAAAAAAAAAUAAAAAAAAGAAAAAAUUAAAAAAAAGAAAGAAAAAAAAGAAGAAAGUUAAAAAGAAAAAAAAUUAAAAAAAAAAGAAAGAAGAGGCCACAUCACUUCCCCUCCCACCACCACACUUCUCUCACUCUCCCCCUCCCCUACCACACCCACCACCCUCCUUCCCUCUCCCUCUCCCUCUCCCUCCCCUUCACCCAAUCAUCAUGGCUUGCUUUGAUGAUUAAAGUAAGUUGUUUUUUUACCAAUUGUAGGCCUUUAUUCUCGUCAUGAGUCCAGAUACUGCCAAUUCUAUUUUUAAUGUUAUUUAUUUUCAUGGAAACCAUCGAGAAUCCGUUCCUUGGAGCCCUGGAGAAGUUGGAGAAAUCAACGGUGUCCUGAAGGUCUGCAGAAGAUAAGAAAGGUAUGUUAAUUGGGAGUGAUAGAAGAAUCGGGUAUUAGAAGGGGACACUAGGAACAUUCUAAGUGAAAACGCGUUUAGCUGUGUAAAAGCCAGUCAUUACGACAUAUUUUUUGAAUGGUUACGGCAGUGACGAGGGGUUUUCUAAACUCUGAUUUUUACUGGUAUAAACGGGUUAGACAUGGGUUUAAAAGCUUGCAAAGUCUUGAUAGGUGCUGUUUUGUGAUUGAUCAUUUUGGAAUACGCAUUUGUCUUCAUGGAAGUAUGUUAAGAAACUGAUGUUUUUUGUGAUUUUUUCGGAAGAAUUUUAGAAUUUCUUGCUUUUUUUUGACAAUUAAAGGAAUUAAAAUAUGUAAGAGGUCGUAAAAAGAAACUUACACGGAGUAGUUACUAGUCUUAGCCACUAGUCAUGUCAUCAUGACGAUAUUGUGCUACUUUUAUAUUGUUCAUGAGAUGAAUAACAUGAAAUUUCCCAUUGAUUAAUAUAUUCUUCUUCCAGAAUGGCCACUUUGUUAUGGUCGACGAGGAAGCUGGAGUGAUUGAAAGCGAAGAACAAGCUGCAUUCCACGGAAACGGACGGCAUCUCUGA
Messenger RNA from Bursaphelenchus xylophilus (pine wood nematode), 4152 nucleotides. The record is from the annotation of a GenBank genome assembly. Lineage: Eukaryota; Metazoa; Nematoda; Chromadorea; Rhabditida; Aphelenchoididae.